Aspergillus ruber CBS 135680 is the source of this 393-nucleotide messenger RNA. RefSeq names its product 40S ribosomal protein uS8. Gene Ontology annotation, biological process: translation. The record is from RefSeq and is a predicted model, not a curated record. The transcript has 2 exons. Gene Ontology annotation, molecular function: structural constituent of ribosome. NCBI's taxonomy places the organism in Eukaryota, Fungi, Ascomycota, Eurotiomycetes, Eurotiales, Aspergillaceae. Bases 1 to 393 code for a protein of 130 amino acids. Gene Ontology annotation, cellular component: ribosome; cytosolic small ribosomal subunit.
AUGGUCCGCACCUCCGUCCUCAACGAUGCGCUCAACGCCAUGAACAACGCCGAGAAGGCGGGUCGCCGUCAGGUGCUCAUCCGCCCUUCUUCUAAGGUCAUCAUCAAGUUCCUGCACGUCAUGCAGAAGCACGGCUACAUUGGCGAGUUCGAGGAGGUUGACGACCACCGCUCCGGCAAGAUCGUCAUCCAGCUGAACGGCCGUCUCAACAAGUGUGGUGUCAUCAACCCCCGCUACCCCGUUCAGCUCCGUGACCUCGAAACCUGGACCACCCAGCUCCUGCCCUCUCGUCAGUUCGGUUUCCUCGUCCUGACCACAUCUGCUGGUAUCAUGGACCACGAGGAGGCCCGCCGCAAGCACGUUGCUGGUAAGCUCCUCGGCUUCUUCUACUAG